CCUUUAAUACCUCACUCACCUGAAAAAUAAUAAAUAAUUCAUUAAAAACCAGGCUCACUCUCUCCCUCUCUUCCUCUAGCUAGCCAUGUCCAUGUCAGUCUUCAAGACGAUGAAACUUGUUCCAUUAACCGUUAAAACACUGCACCACAGGAUCAUCAGAAACACUGUAAUAGGUCCUCGAAGACAGCCACUUAUCAUUAAUCGUUCGUACUCGACAACCCCAACUGGACGAACAAAAAAGCCAUGGACAGAUGCAAUGAACGUGCUGUACAACAGAAUAUCGUCACUUGCAGAUCAAAGGAUCACCAUUUCACUAUUUCUCAAUCAAUGGGUCCUUGAAGGACAACCUGUCAACAAAAAUCAGCUCCGUGAAUUCAUCAAGGAGCUCCGGUUCCACAAACGAUAUGCUCAUGCUCUUGAGAUUUCAACGUGGAUGACUGACAGUGGGUACUUUGAACUUGCAUCACAAGAUGUCGCUGUUCAGCUGGACUUGAUCUCAAAUGUUCAUGGGAUAGAACAAGCACAGAAGCUCUUCAAUAACACUCCACAACACUUAAAAGUUCUAAAGGUUUAUAGUGCACUCCUCAACUGCUAUGCCAAAGCAAAAUUGGCGGAAAAAGCAGAGUCUGUCGUGCAGGAGAUGAAGAGCCUAGGUUUUGCCAACACAUUGUUGGUUUACAAUGUCAUCCUUAAUUUUUAUUAUCAGACUGGAAACCCUGAGAAAAUCAACAGUCUGAUGCAAGAAAUGGAACAAAAUGGUACUGGCUGUGACAAAUUUGCACAUUCCAUACAACUGAGUGCAUACGCAUCUGUUUCUGACAUUGUAGGCAUUGAGAAGACUCUGGCAAAAAUGGAAUCUGAUCCCAACGUUUUCUUGGACUGGACCUCGUACAAUGCUGCUGCAAAAGGAUAUAUAAAAGUUGGACUUGUUGACAAGGCUCUGAAAAUGCUGGAGAAAUCUGAGAGACUAGUUACAGGUAAAAGAAGGGGAACAGCAUAUGAUUCUCUAAUCACCCUAUAUGCUGCAACUGGGAAGACAAAUGAAGUCUUAAGAAUUUGGGAACUCUACAAGAAAAACGAGAAGGUUUACAAAGAUGCAUAUAUUAGUAUCAUAACCUCUCUAUUGAAGUUAGAUGACUUUGAAAAUGCAGAAACGAUUUUUGAGGAGUGGGAGUUCCAGAAUCAUUCUUGUUAUGGUAUCCAUAUUCCAAACUUCCUUAUUGAUGCCUAUUCGAGAAAAGGUCUCGUGCAGAAGGCUGAAACAUUAAUUGAUAGGGCAAUAUCAAAAGGAGGGAAACCUAAUGCAAAAACAUGGUACCAUUUGGCAACAGGGUAUCUUCAGAAUGGCCAAACUCUGAAGGCCGUGGAAGCAAUGAAGAAAGCAGUAGUGGUUUCUGGACGAAUGUGGAAGCCAAGCAAUGAAAUUUUAGCUAACUGUUUGGGGUACUUGAAAGUGGAGGGAGAUUUGGGGAAGCUGAGGAAUUUCAUGGACCUACUUAGGGAUAAUGAUAUUAUUUCGUUGGAUGUUCAAGAAAGAUUGUUGAAUCACAUUAAGAAUGCGAAGUCAAGCUCAGAUGUGCUGAGUGCUUUGAAUAACAAUUAUCUUUUAGUUAGCAGUGAUUUGGUCCAUGAUCAAGCAACUUCUUGCAGAUUUGCUGGUUGGGCCAAAAUCACUAGCCCACUAUCUUCUUUAAAACCCUCCUUGAACCCUUCUUCUCAAAUUCACAGUUACUAUUGCUAUUCUUUGCAGCAAAUGAAUCUCCUUCGAUUAGCCUAUAUAUCCUCUACUAUCAGUCGCUUGAAUCCCAAAAACGUAGUGGGCAUUCGAUUUUUUUACUCAAAAAUACAAAACCCAAGAUCUAGAGAGCCACCGUGGAAAGGCCCCUUCACUCGACUGUCACGUCGUCUUUCAAGAAUCAGAGACCACAAUGUCUCAGUGAUUCCAGUUCUCGACAAAUGGAUUCAAGAAGGAGAAACUAUUUGGGAAGAUUUAAUCCAUGCCCUAAUCAAGGAGUUACGUCAUUACAGGCGUUAUCAUCAUGCCCUUGAGAUUUCGAUGUGGAUGACUGACAAAAGAUAUCUUGCUCUGACAUCACGUGCUGUUGCAGUGCGGCUGGACUUGAUCUCGAAAGUUCAUGGGAUAGAACAAGUAGAGAACUAUUUCAAUAACAUUCCAACAAAAUUAAAAGGACUUGAGAGUUAUGGUGCACUUCUCAACUGCUAUGCCUACGUAAAAUCUGUGGAAAAAGCAGAGGCUGUGAUGCAGAGAAUGAGGGAAUUGGGUUUUGCCAGAAAACCCUUAGUUUUCACAGUCAUGCUUAACCUUUAUUACAAGACCGGGAACACUGAGAAACUUGACCCUCUGAUGCGAGAAAUGGAGGAAAAUGGUAUUUCUUUUGAUAAAUUUGCGUUUUGCAUACGUCUAAGUUCAUAUGCAGCUGCUUCUGACAUUGAGGGAAUGGAGAAGACUCUAACAAGGAUAGAAUCUGAUCCCAAUGUUGUUUUGGACUGGGCCACUUAUGCUACUGUGGCAAAUGGCUAUUCAAAAGUUGGGCUUUUGGACAAAGCUCUGGAAAUGCUGAAGAGAUGCGAGAGACUUAUUACUGGAGAAAGACGAAGUACACCAUAUGAUUACCUUAUGACACAAUAUGCCACAACUGGGACAAAAGAAGAUGUCUUGAGGGUUUGGGAACUUCACAAGAAGUAUGUUAGGAAUCGGAAAAAUAUUAGUGUCAUAACCUCUCUGUUGAAGUUUGAUGACCUUGAAAGCGCAGAGAAGAUUUUUGAGGAGUGGGAAUCCCAAAAGUUAUGUGAUGACAUCACCAUUCCAAACUUCCUUGUAGAUGCUUAUUCUAGGAAAGGUCAUUUGGAGAAGGCUGAAAUGCUUCUGCAGAGGGCAAUAUCAAAUGGUACAAAACCUAAUGCAAAUACAUGGUAUUUAUUGGCAAAAGGGUAUCUACAGCAUAAUCAAACUCCAAAGGCAGUGGAAGCAAUGAAGGAAAUGAUAGUCUUAUCUGGACCAAGGAGCAGACCCAGCACUGUAAGUUGGGUUGCCUGUUUGCAGCACUUGAAAGACUCCGGAGACAUGGAUAAUGCAGAGGGCUUCAUAAAUCUACUCAGGGAAAAAGAUAUUAUUUCUUUAGAUAUUCAAGACAAAUUAUCGAGUUAUAUUAAAGACAGGGACUCGAGGUUAGAUGCACUUGGUGUACUUAAAGGUAGUUCUUUACAUGGAAUCAACGUCACACAUGAGUUUCGAAGGCCAGAUCAGGCAGAGAAGGAUAGUAGUGAUUCGGUGUCAGGUUGAGGAAAGCACCGAGGCUUCUAGGGAGGGCUCAUAUUUCUGCCCAUAACCCUUGUCAGCUGCGAACUUUCAGACCAGAAAAGCUUCAAAAUCCGUCUUGAUCCAAUCUAAUCCAUCUAUAACAGAUACUAGUGUGUUCGUAUUGUUAGUUCUAUGCCAAUUUCUGUCAGAAGCUUGAGACAUCAGGUAAUAUGAAUUGAGAAGACAAUCAAUGUACUAUGAAGAAGACACAUAUGAUCACCAUAAAAAAAAUUAAUGAAUCUCAAAAUAAUAGAUUAAACAACUUUUUAUACAACCAAAUUCAAGGA
Populus euphratica (Euphrates poplar) is the source of this 3609-nucleotide messenger RNA. RefSeq lists its product as uncharacterized. Gene Ontology annotation, molecular function: protein binding. The record is from RefSeq and is a predicted model, not a curated record. NCBI's taxonomy places the organism in Eukaryota, Viridiplantae, Streptophyta, Magnoliopsida, Malpighiales, Salicaceae. The transcript is spliced from 5 exons. Gene Ontology annotation, cellular component: mitochondrion. The coding region runs from base 86 to 3304 and encodes 1072 amino acids.